GCGUCCAUGUGACCCAGCUGGACGGGAUCCAGGAGACAUCCGGCUCGCCCGCGCAGCGGGAGCGGCCGGGACUAUAAAGGGCAGCUGCCUCCGCGCCCGGGUGCAGCGCCGAGUCACUCGCCCCGCGGGAAGGAUGGCGUGCGUCUUCCGAGACGCCACGAGCGACGACUGCGACCUCCUCAUGGGCCUCAUACAGGAAAUUGCUGCGUACCACAACCUGCUGGAGGACGUGACCAUCAAUUCUCAAAUUUUGAAAGCAGACGGAUUUGGGGAGCAUCCCUUUUUCAAGUGCAUAUUGGCUGAAACACCUGCCGAAAAUGAAAGCAAGCAAGCUCGCACCAUCGGCUACGCACUGUACUUCUUCGGGUACAAUGUCAAUCACGGGAGGAUUAUGUACCUGGAAAACCUCUUUGUGGUGGCUGAAUUCAGAGGGUCGGGGAUCGGGAAGGAAUUCAUGGGCAAACUAGCAGAGGUUGCACUCCAGGCGGGCUGCACCGAGAUUAAGUUCGUGACCAUGGAGUGGAAUCGUGAGGCCAAGGACUUCUACACGCGCCUCGGGGCGCACGACACCACGGAGUCGGAGCAGUGGCACUGCAUGGUGCUGGAGGCGGACGCCCUGCGGCGGCUGGCGCAGGGCCGGAAGGCGCUGGCGUGAAACGAGGCUGCUCGGGCCCAUGUGGUCCUUGGUGGCGUUGGAAAAGAGGCCUGAAUAAAUCAUAUUCAAACCUCAGAUUUUAAGGAUGUAUGGUGUUUUUUGAAGAAUGAGCAUGGUGCAACUCCAGAAUCCAUUUUGAAUGUCGACAGAAACUGCUGACAUUCCUUCCUCCCGCUGCCUUGGCUAUGGGCAAAGAGCAGACAGGAAAAACGUGAGUUCCCAUUCAGUCGAAUACAUUCACUGCUACAGUGUUGCUGCAUAGACCCUGCAGGAAUUCUCCACGUUUACCAGGAAGUAUCUAUUUUGCUGGCCCAGAGCGCUCCGUGUGCCCUGGCCAGUCGGAAAGGUGUGGAUCCAGUACUCCGAGUCUCAUCCUUCCUGAUAAUGGAAUGUAACACAUGGGCUUAUGAUUUCAGGGAAGUUUUCUCAAUAGCCUGAAUUUACAUGUCUAAGCAGACCCGGAGUUGCGUUCAAGUUUCUGGAAUUUACUCAACUGAAAUGUCAAUCCACUGCAAUGAGAAAUAUUGUAAUCUCAUUGUCACUGUAUGAUUGGCUGACAUUCCUUCAUCUGUUCUGUAUAUGAUGGCCUCAGAAUUUCAUUGUAAUGUCUGCACUCUGACAUUAAUUGCUCUGUACCUCUGUCCGUGAUUGGGAGAGUAUGAAAUGCUCUGUAUUUGUACUGAAAUCUCGCAGUUGAGUCUACCUAUGCCCGGUAAUGCAUUAUCGUGAGUUGAACCUGCAGGGAACCUGGGCUUAUGUUAAUAAAGCAGUGGAGGGUUGAACGUUUGAGCUUUCUCAUGAACCUGA
This is a messenger RNA of Varanus komodoensis (Komodo dragon), 1462 nucleotides long. Its product is annotated as thialysine N-epsilon-acetyltransferase-like. Gene Ontology annotation, molecular function: N-acetyltransferase activity. NCBI's taxonomy places the organism in Eukaryota, Metazoa, Chordata, Lepidosauria, Squamata, Varanidae. The record is from RefSeq and is a predicted model, not a curated record. The coding region runs from base 134 to 655 and encodes 173 amino acids. The transcript has 6 exons.